GCCUUUGGUGGGGAAGGUUAAGAAAGCCCCUCGUUUCAGUGCUGUGUGGCCAGAUCAUUGGCCAAAUGACACUAAAUAGGUGAGCUGGUGGCUAAAAAGAGAGGUUUAUAAACCCAGAGUGUUUGUCCACCCCCUCUGCAACUGUCCUGUGGUUGUGGGUCCAAGCCCACCUCCACUCUGGAGCUCUCUCUGCUGUGGUCUCCCAGACAGGACCUGGAUUCAGCUCUGCAAUGCCCUGGUGCGCAGCAGACCCGGCAUCUGAGAAGAGCUUCCUUCUCACUUGCCUUGGGCCCACUGUUCUGGCAGUUGGGCCCUGGUCACCUCCAAGUCCUAAAACCCCGUCCACUGAAUCCCAGUGCUUACUGGAUCCCAGUCCCAUCCAUUAAGUCCUCAUGUCCAAGCACAAUCCAGAAUCCUUGCCCUUUGUCUUCUUGCCCUUUAUCUCAGUACUUUAUCCUAAUACUAGAGCCUCAGUUUGAUCCAUUUUCUAUGUCCUUUCCUUUAGGUCUCACACACUUUCAAGACAGCCUUCUGCACCCUAAUGCUCUGUUGACUCCUUGUUCAGCCUGUUUGGUCUCAGUUCUUCGGGGGUCUCAAGCUGUGUUUUCACUGGCUCUUGUUUCUCUCGCCCCAGCUCAUGCUACCUGGAUUUGGACUGGUGUCCUAUGGGAUCUAGAGCUUUUGUAGUGGUGCCUAGCAUUCUCGAAGUCUUGAAGGGCAGUUGCUGGGCUCAGAAACUCUGCUGAUUCACACCCACUGUAUCAGGAGGCUCACAGCUCUCAUGGCAUCGGAUUUUCAGAUGUGCCCUGAUGCUAUAAGCACUCAUUGCUUCCAGGAAUGCAACUUUCCUCUAGCGUGGCUGAACUCCGUCGUGAAGAGACAAUGGAUCCUCCUGCUGAGGACUUCCAACAGAUUCUCUCCAUUGACCAGAUCCGCUCCAUUCGUGCCAGCAAUGACUAUGUAGAGAGACCUGCUGUCUCCUUCAUGCAAGCUCGGUCCAAUCCAUCCCUGCCACAGAAUUCCCACAAGACAGAGUGGUCUCAGGACCAUCUGGUGUCUUCCACUUUCCAGGACCUACAUCGCAGCCAGAGUCAACACCACCAGAUACCACCCCUACAGCCACACUUGAGUCACUCCAGCACUGCUAGCUCCAUGUCCCAUAGCACCACUGCCUCGGACCAGAGGCUCCUGAGUGGGAUCACGCCCUCACAGUCCGGGCACUCCAUCAUCCGGACGCCACCCAGAGUGGCUGACCUGAAGCCCGAGGAACCAUUGAAGGGGGUGGCAGAGAAGCCCAGCCUUCACUCUGGGCACCUCUUUAUCUGUGAGGAAUGUGGGCGCUGUAAGUGCGUCCAUUGCACGACUGCCCGCACCUUGCCUUCCUGCUGGCUCUGCAACCAGCGCUGCCUCUGCUCGCCUGAGAGCCUCAUCGACUAUGGGACUUGUCUCUGCUGUGUCAAGGGUCUCUUCUACCACUGCUCCACUGACGAUGAGGACACCUGUGCUGAUGAUCCCUGUUCUUGUGGCCCAGGGUCCUGCUGUGCCCGCUGGGCUGCCAUGAGCUUCCUUUCUCUUCUCAUGCCCUGCCUCUGCUGCUACUUUCCUACCUUGGGGUGCCUCAAACUUUGCCAGCGGGGCUAUGACAGCCUGAAACGACCUGGCUGCCGCUGCCAGAACCACACCAAUACCGUCUGUAGGAAGAUUUCCUCUUCCAGUGGGAAUCCCUUUCCCAAGACUCUGGAUAAGCCAGUAUGACCUCCUUCGGUGAGGGAAAUUGGCUCUUCUUCUCCUUCAGCUCCCUCUGCUGGGCACCCCUUUGGGAAAAGAACAAACAGAUGAACAGUUAAUCAGUCAGUCAGUCAGUCAGUCAGUCGGUGAGUCCUGCCAGGGAGCACGAAGCAUGUUCUGAGACAAAAGGAAUCUUGCUCCUGCAGCCAAGCCAAACGGUCUGGGUUUUGCACAUUUCAGCAAAGGACAAAGACAGAUGGAGCCAAAUGCUGAUGCAUGCACUAGGCACUAAUUGUCAACAGGGGGGUUGAGUGUGGGACCUGUCACUGGAUGGCUCAGGACUCUGUGACCUCAGAAUACCUUAGGAGUUCCUCUAUGGUGGGUUUAAAAUGGUGAUGUGUCCUAGCACUAUAAUCCUCCAGGGACCAGACCACUUAACUCAGUUCUCUUUCAUUCCUUCCUUCUAUGGCACUUUCCUGACUGGCACCUCCCAAAGGCUCUUACUUGGUUCCAGUCUGCUGUACUUGGUGCCAGUUUCUCAAAUGGAGAUGGGCCAUUGUAGUAAACCAACCAAGGGCAACACCUUACACACGCGUGUGCGCACACGCGCACACACACGCACACGCACACAGGCAAAAUAAGAGAUGAAGCUUCUAAUCACUUUAAGGUAAAAAAGGAAUAUAAGCAAACCCAAAUGUCAAUUUUUAUGGGCUCACUUGUUAGUGGAAAUAGGGCAUUGCUGAAUUAAGAAUCACACUGGCAUGGAAAGAACAUGAUAGUCUGGGUAGAGAAGAGACCCAUUUCCACUUCGUACAUCUGUAGCUAGAGGAAAUUCAUGCUAGUGUAUAGUACUCCAGGGUAGAAUUGGCUAAGAGCAAAAUGUUAAAUCUCAACUGAAAGUUAACACAACAAAAAAUGCCGUGAAGGAAUGGUAAAGUCUGGCAUACAAAGCCUUACCCUUCUAAGCUGCCAGUGCCAAACCAGCCCAGGUUGGUGCUGACAGGAAGGUGGCAUUACGUGAUGGCCUUCUAUUGGUGAGUUGGUAAUUUCAUUCCGUCUCCAUAUCGAUGUAACUGAAGCCCAUCACCCCAGUUGGUGUUCCUGUUGACAGGAUCACUAGAGAGGCCAAGAACUAAGCAGACCAUGGACCUCGAUCUACCUUUUCACCUCUACAGGUUGUCCCUUUACGUUUUGGGUGAGGUACACUACUUGGGAGAUGAAUAGGAAGCCCACCCUGCUGCCCUGUCCUGUUGAGAAAGAGAAGCCUUCAGUCUCCAAGGCUGCCAAUCUAGUACCUUUCACCAGCACUGAAUUCACUUUAAAGAGAGAAAAACAGAAUGAAAUUUUAAGAAUAAUUGCCAACUGAAACCACCUUUACUAUGGUUUAAGAACAGUUACACAUGCUUGUCUCUGUCUACAAAUGGAGAUAAGCUGAGGUCCUGACUUUGGGCUGGAGGGGGAAAGGAAAGCUGUUUAUCAGAAGACAGAACUAGAUGGGUAAGAGAAGUGGGUAAUACCUGACUCACCCUCCCCAGUUAAAGUGCCUCAUUUAUUUUCUGCUGUGAUAGAGAGCACUACACAAAAGCAAGAUUUAGCUGAGCAACUUUGCACCCUGUAGGCAAGCCUGAUGUUGAUAUAGGGGUUCUGAGACAGGAAAUGUUGGCUGCAAACUAGAGAUGGGUCUAAACCAAACCCCCAGAUCUGGACAUCUUCAGACAAGGAGGAAUUUUAGGUCCAGAUUGUGUUUCCUGGUUGGUUGUCUACAAUGAGCUAACCUUCUCUAUCUGAACAUUCCUGCUCCUUGAGGAAGCUCAGAUCCAGCUAGAAAUUUCUGGCUCAGGUCCACCUCUGCUGUAAAUGUCAGGUGCCAAACUCAGUUACAACCUCCUUGACUCCAGAAACUUGGCCAUGGAGUGAAAGCCAGAUUAACCAAGUGCUCUGUUCUACCAUCACAUUCACCCUCCAAGGCACACACGUGUGUGUAUGUGUGUGUGUGCAUAUGUGUGUGUGUGUAUGUGUGUAUAGGGCAGUGGGCAUAACAACAUUCCUGUUCCAUUGGAGCAAAUGGUUCAGGAAGACUAUAGGAUAUGUGAGAACUAGAGAAACAUAUGCAAGAAAACCCCAGCUGCCCCAAAGCUUCCUCCAAGGCACUCCAAUGUUUACGGCACAAAUGUCGCACUCGUAUAUCCACUGACUCCUUCUCUUUGUUUAGAAUUACUUUGAUAUAUUUUUGUAUAUAUAAAUAUAAUGUUAUGAUGGCUAGGA
Messenger RNA from Gavialis gangeticus (Gharial), 3993 nucleotides. RefSeq names its product sprouty RTK signaling antagonist 3 (gene SPRY3). Bases 838 to 1755 code for a protein of 305 amino acids. Lineage: Eukaryota; Metazoa; Chordata; Crocodylia; Gavialidae. Gene Ontology annotation, cellular component: membrane; cytosol. The record is from RefSeq and is a predicted model, not a curated record. The transcript is spliced from 2 exons. Gene Ontology annotation, biological process: negative regulation of MAP kinase activity; negative regulation of Ras protein signal transduction; multicellular organism development.